ACCACUUCUGACCUUUUCUGUUUAUGUGGUACUGAGGAAUCAAAUCCAGAGCUUCGUGCAUGCUAGGCGAGCUCUCUACCACUAAGCCACUUUCCCAGCCCAUGUUUCCUGGUCUUUUAAUAGAUAAUUCUCCUGUUGGCCCUGGGAAGAAACUCAAGAAGAGGCUUUGGCAAGUAAAGAUUAAAUGGGGCUUGACCUGUGCUGUGCAGCCCUUAGCUAUUGGCCCUCCCUGGCUGAGAAUAGAAGGGACUGCAGAAUCGAGAGCCACCAUGGCCCUAGCCCCGUGGGGCCCAGUGAAGGUGAAAAAAGAAGAGGAAGAGGAUGAAAAUAUCCUAAAUCAGGCAGCCAGCAAACACGUCUGGGUCCCCGGAGCUGGCUCUCGGACAGACCCGGAUGUAUCAGAAGAGGAGCAGAAGGUUCAGAGCUCGUUCUGGGACCUUGGAGUCGUCCUAAGAACAACACAGGAGGCGCCUGGCAGCCGCUCAUUGCCGGGGACCCUGGCCAAGAGCGAGCUCCUGAAGACUCACAGGAGCCUGACUCCUCUAGAUGCUGAAACCAAGACCCUACAUUUACUUGUUCCAAAACCUGAGCCAUUUCAUGAAGGUGAAAAACACCCCAUACAACCAGGAAGAAAGCAGAAAGCUGGCUCUCAGGGACCUGAGUUAAGAGAAAUCUGUGAAAAAGGAACCUUGCUAAAGAGGCAGAGAAGAAAGCGGGAGAAGAAAGAUUUCCGGAAAGUAACAAUACAAGACUAUCACUUUUCUGGGAGCUUUAAAGAAGAGGAAGGCCAGAAACGAAAGAAAUCAAAGGGGAAAUACAGCCUUAGUUCUGGCCCUGUGAAAAAUAAAAACAUACAGCCUGGAUUAAAGCCUUUCACCUGCAGCGUGUGUGGCAAAAGCUUUAGUCAGAGUGCUAAUCUUGUUGUGCACCAGAGAAUCCACACGGGAGAGAAACCCUUUGAGUGUCACGAGUGUGGAAAGGCCUUCAUUCAGAGUGCAAACCUCGUGGUGCAUCAGAGAAUUCACACGGGCCAGCGGCCCUACGUGUGCGCUAAAUGUGGCAAAGCCUUCACGCAGAGUUCAAAUCUGACGGUGCACCAGAAAAUCCACUCACUCGAGAAAACCUUUAAGUGCAACGACUGUGACAAAGCCUUCAGUUACAGCUCCCAACUUGCCCGGCACCAAAAAGUGCACAUCACGGAGAAAUGCUACGAGUGCAAUGAGUGUGGCAAAACCUUCACCCGCAGCUCCAACCUCAUUGUCCACCAGCGGAUCCACACGGGGGAAAAGCCCUUCGCCUGUAACGACUGUGGCAAAGCCUUCACGCAGAGCGCCAACCUGAUUGUGCACCAGCGAAGCCACACGGGCGAGAAGCCGUACGAGUGCAAGGAGUGUGGCAAAGCCUUCAGCUGCUUUUCGCACCUGAUUGUGCACCAGCGGAUCCACACUGCCGAGAAGCCGUACGAUUGCAGUGAGUGUGGGAAAGCCUUCAGCCAGCUGUCCUGCCUCAUCGUCCACCAAAGGAUCCACAGCGGAGACCUUCCCUACGUGUGCGGCGAGUGCGGGAAGGCCUUCACCUGCAGCUCCUACCUGCUCAUCCACCAGCGGAUCCACAACGGGGAGAAGCCUUACUCGUGCCACGAGUGCGGGAAGGCCUUCCGGCAGAGGUCCAGCCUCACCGUGCACCAGCGAACCCACACCGGCGAGAAACCCUACUCCUGUGCCAAGUGUGGCGCGGCCUUCAUCUCGAACUCCCACCUCAUGCGACACCACCGGACCCACCUCGUUGAAUAAUGAGAAGGACAUCCAGCCAUUUGACCUCGCCUUCCCCUCUCUCCCCACCAUGGAACACAGAUGCGAUUUUGUUUCUUCUUUCUCCUAAAAGAUGAUCCACACCCUUUCCAGUAAGUUUUUAGGAAGGCAGGAGAGCCAGGCCCUGGUGGCUCACACC
Molecule: messenger RNA, 1950 nt
Organism: Perognathus longimembris pacificus (Pacific pocket mouse)
Lineage: Eukaryota; Metazoa; Chordata; Mammalia; Rodentia; Heteromyidae
Gene: Znf35
Product: zinc finger protein 35
Exons: 3
Coding region: 60-1793 (577 amino acids)
Biological process (GO): regulation of transcription by RNA polymerase II
Cellular component (GO): nucleus
Molecular function (GO): RNA polymerase II cis-regulatory region sequence-specific DNA binding; DNA-binding transcription activator activity, RNA polymerase II-specific
Source: RefSeq, a predicted model, not a curated record